AUGUCGUCGCCGGACGCUAUCGUGGGAGAGGGGCCGAGCCGGGAGAGCGUUCAGAGGGAGAUCAGAGACAAGGUCUCCAAGCUGGAGGAGGGACUGCAGCAGCUGGAGGUGUCGAGGGAGGGACUCGCGCGGAACGUGAACGAGGUAGGUCGUCCAGGGAGCCCGUCGAUACAGGGAGAUGUCCCGUACGUCGAUCUUUGUUACGGUCACGCUGACCCUGGUCGUGAUGCUGACCCUAUUCCUGACCCUUAUCCUGACCCUGAUCCUAAUCCUGACCCUUAUCCUGACCUUGAUCCUGAUCCUGACCCUGAUCCUGACCCUGAUCCUGAUCUUGAUCUUGACCCUGAUCUUGACCCUGACACUGACCCAACCCUUAGCCUAACCCUAACCUCAACCCCAAACGUAAACCUAGGCCUAACCUAG
Messenger RNA from Priapulus caudatus, 423 nucleotides. RefSeq names its product protein TsetseEP-like. Lineage: Eukaryota; Metazoa; Priapulida; Priapulimorpha; Priapulimorphida; Priapulidae. The coding region runs from base 1 to 423 and encodes 140 amino acids. The record is from RefSeq and is a predicted model, not a curated record. The transcript has a single exon.